Molecule: messenger RNA, 1193 nt
Organism: Pundamilia nyererei
Lineage: Eukaryota; Metazoa; Chordata; Actinopteri; Cichliformes; Cichlidae
Product: SUN domain-containing protein 2-like
Exons: 9
Coding region: 106-1056 (316 amino acids)
Cellular component (GO): nuclear envelope; meiotic nuclear membrane microtubule tethering complex
Molecular function (GO): protein-membrane adaptor activity
Source: RefSeq, a predicted model, not a curated record
UUCGCAAGAUUAACUUAGCAGCAAGAAGUCUCGAUAGGACAGCAUUAACUGCAACGAAUCCCGUUUAUCUGACUUUACUGAUUAUUCUGAUUAUUUGGUGAAACUAUGCUGAAAAGAAGCAGUCGGUUACAGUCUAAUGGCUAUUAUAAUAGCACCGGCGAACCAGUCAUCUCCUAUAAGGAGAGACUGUAUGGAGUUUUCAAAAGGCGUCGAUUUCAUUUCCGAAACGGCGAAGAACGUCACUUUGAACAUGACUUGGAGCAUAAAAUUUGCACAAGUGACGCGGAGCCUGGAUGUGGCUCAACAAAAAGAAAGACAUUUCUCCUCAUCUUUCUGGUCUUCUCUUUUGGUCUACUCUUCAGUCUGGCAGUUUUCACCGGCAUCUCCUCUGUCAUUGUGACAAAGAUAUUCACUACAAGCUCCAAGCAGGCUUGGAAACAACUCGAGGAGCUUCAAAGUGAACUGGCCAGUCUGAAAGAGAAAAUAGACUUUCUAGUUCCGGUGGCAGACAGGAUGCCAAACUUUGCCCUGGAGUCACUCGGAGCUAGAAUAAUUUACGAUAAGACGUCAGAAAGCUAUCCCCCUGAUAAACCGGUGCUACGAAUCUUUGGUUUCACGUUGAUUUGUCCCAACCAGCGACCAUACAGAAGCCCAAGAAUCCUUCUUGAGGGCCGGGCACCAAUGCUUCCAGGUCAGUGCUGGGCGUUUGGUGGUAGCCAGGGACAGAUUUCAAUUGAACUGGCCCAAUACAUCACCAUCAGCCACGUGUCACUGGGGCACAUACCACAGAUGCUAUCUCCAUAUCUGACCGUGUCAAGUGCGCCCAGGAAGUUUUCAGUAUUUGGAAAUCAACAUGCUGAGGAUCCAGUCAUUUAUCUGGGUACCUUUCAAUAUAACCCAAAGGGAGGGCCGCUUCAAACAUUUAAGAUAGCCGAAUCUAACAUCAGUGUGGUGAAGUACGUGACACUACGGAUUCAUGACAACUGGGGCAACUCCCAGUACUCGUGUAUCUACAGUUUUAGAGUUCAUGGCAAACUAGCAUGGCAUGAACACUAAAACUGUGGAGACAUGCAGGACUGUGGUGGAGUUAAGUAUAAAUGGAAAAAGAGAGAAACAUCCGUCCUCCACGUAACUCUAGUUAACAGUUUGUAGUCUGAUGCGCCUCACACCCAGCCAGUCGUCAUAUUGUUGGG